Messenger RNA from Sycon ciliatum, 4630 nucleotides. RefSeq lists its product as uncharacterized. NCBI's taxonomy places the organism in Eukaryota, Metazoa, Porifera, Calcarea, Leucosolenida, Sycettidae. The record is from RefSeq and is a predicted model, not a curated record. Bases 461 to 3364 code for a protein of 967 amino acids. The transcript is spliced from 14 exons.
AGAAGAGAGAGAAAUCGCAAACACACACACACACCUCAGACCUCAGACAUGCCCAUCGCGGAAGCGAUGAUAGCGAACAGCUAUGUUAGACAUAGUAACUUGUGCUGGGAUUACACCAUUCAACAGCUUGCAAGGCUGACACACACACAAACACACACACACACACAUAAGUCACCUACAUGUACGCAUCGUGACAGACUCACAAUGACACACAGCCCUUCACAGCCACGUGAAGUGUCUGGCACUCUGCACCUUUCUCCGGGCGUAACAUGCACCAGAUUGUGUGACUACACAGUGUGAAUCACCAUUCACACUGCAUUUUCCACAUAAACCCAACCAUGACCUUAUGACAGCCUUUCAUUGUCGUUUGAAUGAUUUGUGCUGGAUCCAAAUCACAAAAUGGCCAUACGUGUAUAACUCUAGCAUGUAAAGUGUUCCUGGAUAAACGCCCUCUUUAACCAUGCUUUCCGCUCGAAAAACGAAAAAGAAGAAGAAGCGGCUGAUUAGACAGAGACGGUUGUCUGCUAUAGAAGAGGAGUCAGAGGACUGUGCGAGGGGGAGCAAUGCUGAAGGUGUAGUAGGCAGCGAAGAGAAUGAGGGUGGCUUUAAUGGUGGUUGCCGGGCAGACAGCGGCGUGAGUGAACCAAACAGUGAUGAUGUUGCUGCUGGUGCUGAAAUGGACGCCAGCACUGAACCAGAUAGAGGCGACGACAUGCCUGCAAGCACUGGUAAAGCUGAAUUACCGGAGGAAGAGAAGAGGGCCGCACCAGCAGCACGUGCAUGGCAACGAGAGCAGCAGCGACUCUACAGAGACGGGCACGAUGAGUUUGGACGGUGCGAUGACGAGUCGCCUGCCGAUCUGCUGCAUGAUAGCGCAAAGCUGCGCGCCGAGGAAGAGGAAGCCGUUCAGUUCAUCUACGAGGACAUCUUGCGCCGUGAGCUGGAGCAAGCGCACGAGCACCAGGUUGAGGCGUACGAGGCAAAGUCACACAGGGGACGCAUACGCAUUCGCGAACGCGAUCGGCAGAAAAGGGACAUCCUACGCGAGGAGCUGGCGGGCUCCGAAGACGGAAUUCGCACUAAACGUGUCACGUGCAACGUCAAUGGCAUGACAGUGAUGUGUGAACGAUUCGAACUGGAUGCCGACGACUCCGAGGCAGACUUGAAGGAGGCAGGCGCUAAGUUGGACAAAGUCGAGUCGCCGCUUUGCUCUGCGCUCCCCGUAAAUUUUAAAGUCUGGGAUGAACACGACUGUGAGAUUAGAGAGGAAUACGAUAUAUCCACCGUCCUUGCCCACUUGAACUUCCACCAGAAGCGAGCCGUGUUGGAUUUGAUCGGCGGCGAUGAUCUAGAGUUUCAGCAGCUGGCAUUGCGCCACAAGGCUAGCAGGGGCAGGAAACCGAUAAUGGACCACGACGACAUACGCCGCCUCAAGGCCACACUACACAAGUUUGCCGUGACGCAGAACGAGCCGGGGUUCACGGACGAGUGGGACAGGCGUUCCUACUUCUACCCGCCCAUUAUUCCAACCCGUACAAUUGCGCCGUGCCCAAAAAGGCCCGGCAACCGUGCAAAAAGGCCCGCGAAGCCCUCACCCGAAGUCCCAAGCGACGAUUGCGUUGUCACAAGAGUCCCUACCGGUCCUAAUGCUGAUAAUGCGCUGAAGAGAUUUCUACGAGAAUGCCGUGGCAACAUAGACAAUGAAGUGAGUACAAAUCAGGGAGAAGAAGGCGUGCUGAACGCCAACGGAGGCUGGAACAGGGAGGACAGAGAGCCAAUGGCUGUGCCUGCAGUGGAGUCUGUGGAUGGUACAACGUCGGAUGGUCGUCCUAAACAGUGCGAGCACCACCGGGCGCAUGGCAAAGGGCAAGACACUCCGGGAUGUGUACACUGCAAUCUAUUGAACAGCCGCCGGCAGGGUGUAUGUCCGGGGACAGCACCGCUGCCGGUAAGUGAAGUACCACCAGAAAUGAUCGGCAGUUCACAGCCCCAUGACCAAGAGCAGCCGGAGCAACCUAGGAAGAGAGUGCGUUUCAACGACGCAGUAGAGUGCGUUGGUGUUACGCCGCGUGCUGAGAAGAUAUCCAGGUGUGCGCAAGAGAAGACUUUGAAGACUGAUGGCGGAAAGAAUCAGAAGAAUCGUGCCAAGGCAGCAGGUCGAAAUUCGCCGCAGGGGGUGUCGGGUGAAGCUCUAAUGAAGCUCAUGGCCGGUGAUAUCAAAUCGUGGCUGAUGGAUUCACACAAGAUUAGCGGUGCUGGCUCUGGCUUGCAGUCACGCAAGACGGAGCCCAGGAUACCAGCGCAUUUUCAGGGUGAUAAGGGCGCUCUGCGCGAGCACCCCAGGACUGAGCUGCUGAUGAAGCAGAAUGAAGUCGAGGAAUUCGACCGCAACUUGGACCAGAGAAAAGAGGCAUUCAAGGAGAAGAUGACGCAGCUUGCAGAAAAGAGGAAACUUGUUGACGAGGAGGAAGUAAGAUUGCAGAAAGAGAUCAUCAAGCAAACCGCACACAUCAAGUACAAUGAUGAAAAGCGCCAGAAAGCGUUGCGCAAGACGCAUGACGAGCAGCUGCUAAAUAAGGUCAAGCAGGACGAGCUGCAAGCGCUGCAAGACAAGGAGACAAUGUUGCAGAGAAAACUACAGACUCAGGAACGUAAAUUGCAGAAACUGAUGAAGUUUGCAGUAUACCUGGACAAGGUGGUGGACGAGUCUGAAGCCUACACGGAAAUUGCGGAUAUCAUGGACCGGUACACGACGCUGCAUACGACCUACCGAGAUCUUUUGGCGUUGGACACUGAAAACCAAGAUGCGGUGGAUGCUAGGAGGAAGGAGUUUGCCCAAGUGAAAGAGGUCCGCAGCAGUGAGGUGCUCGCCCUGACAAAUGAACUGGCAAUACUGCAGGCUAAACUGGACACUCUGCAUCAGUCAAACUCGAAACUUGACAGCGAGUGGCAGCACAUACGCAACACGGCAGCCAAGCAGACUCUCACCCUCGGCCAGUUGAAGCUGGCCACAUCUAACCUGUAUACGAUGAUCAACAGUCAUAUGGGGUCACAUCGCUACAAGGAUGGUGUCACGUUUGGCAAGAUGCUAGAGAGGAUCGACGUGUUCAUCAAGGAUUUGACGGACAUCACAACCAAGACUGCCGGCGCUGAUAUUGGCUCGACGUCUUCCAUUGCUCUGGGCAUGGGUCAGAGUCCCAGGGCGCAGGCCACCCUCGGCGCCGGAGGCCGAGCUGCCCAUGCCGAUCGGAAAAAGCAACCGGUCGCUACGGCGACCGCGGCAGCCGCCACAACCACCGCAUCAGCGGCCAGCGGGUCCGCCGGCUGGAGUGUGCGCAGCGCUAAAAGCGCGGGCGACACGUGAAGCAAGAUGUCGUCAACUGUAGGUGUGAUGUCAUCAGCUGCAGGUGUGAUGUGGUCAGCUGUGGGUAUGAUGUCAUCGGCUGCAGGUAUGAUGUCAUCGGCUGUAGGUAUGAUGUCUUCGGCUGCAGGUAUGAUGUCAUCGGCUGCAGGUAUGAUGUCAUCGGCUGUAGGUAUGAUAUCAUCAGCUGUAGGUAUGAUGUCGUCAGCUCUAGCUCUAUAAUAGAAUUCGCACUGCUACUCGGUCAUGCGCAGAUGUGGUGGGGAUAUCAAACGUUUCUUUGAAGGAAAGCGGCAGUUUUGGUUGUCGUGUUUUUACAGUUCUUAGGUGCGACAAUGCACCAUGAAUGGUUUGCCCACGUUGGACUAUGCAGAUCUUGAGGGGGUAAAUUGCCCCGGGCCUGUCUUGAAUAUUCACCCCAAAUUAUAUUAUUACUUACAUGAUAAGUCCUUGACCUCUUGGCUCCUAUUCGGAGGGGGACCUUUUAGCGGUGUGUACAACAAGUGUUGUGUUUUGGAUGGCCCUUUUCCUUGCCCAAAGGAUACUUCAGGGCAAUGAUGCAGAUCUUUCGCAUUGAAAUCAUGCACGACCAGUCCCAACAGGCUGGGUUUGAUUUGGAAUAGCACUUGACUGAGACAGUGACUUUGAGCUAUGCGUGGAGAAAUGCAGCAGGGUGCCAUCCUGCCAUGGCCGGUUGCAACGAUUGCCGGCAUCCUGAUCCUGGAUUCAAUCUUACCACCCGCACUCUGCCACGAACAUUUGUGUAAAGUACUGUCGAAAUAGAUAUGCAUUGCUACCAGUGUGUGGUUUGAUUACAUCGUAUAUUUCUUCUUGAAGUACGAUUUCACAGUAUCACAUUCAAUUUAAAAAAAACUCUCUGUGCAUUAUCACAGAACUGAACAUUUUACUUGGUGUUAUCCGGCUUCUUGGCAUUCAUGCAUGACUGCCCAGUCAUAAGGGGCCAUCCGUAAAUACCGAUAUUUAUUUAGAAACGAAAACUAGUCAUUUCUCUUCAACCCCCCUCCCUCAGAAACGAACACAUACAAACGGUGCAUGGUAUCGAUAUUAUUUUUUCUUCUGGACGUUCCUACACACACACAAACUGUGCAUCGAUAUUUUCGAGAAACGAACAGGCGCUCAACCCCCCUCGACGACUAGCUUGCAUUUCUAAAUAAAUAUCUACUGGAGUAUUAUUACUAUUAAAGCAGUCGUGAGUCAGUCAAGUGUCAAGUUCGGCAAGAAGCGUGUGCUCCUCGUUGGAGCAACCAA